AUGUCUGCCACCGAAUCUGCAAGAAUGCAAGGGCUCCAGACCUGGCUUGCCGAGAAUGCAUCUUGGAACUUCUCAUUGCUCGAAAUUAAACCAUCUCAAAGGGGUGGUAUGGGCGUGUUUUUCCGUCUAGAUACUGACACAGAACCGGGGAAAAGAGGCAUCUUGCUUCGAAUUCCGAAAUCUCAUGUGCUUUCGCCCAAAAACUCCUUCAUCUACUCGCUACUUGUGGACCACACCUCCUCAAACGUAGCCAUCGGUCUUUCUACAGGUAUGCAUGCUCUUGUGCUUGCGUAUAUCUACGAAAUGGACUUGGGUGAAGAGUCUCCCUGGCAUUUAUACUUACUGUCUUUUUCUGCGGAAAAUUCGCCAAUUCCCCUCUGUUUGUGGGAAGACACGGAAAAGCAGGCGUUCUUCAACACCGAGUGCGAUCUUCUCGACAUGCUUGACAGCUCAGAAUUGAUUGCUUUGUACAUUGAAUGCUCCACUUUUGCACAAAACAACAAGGAUGUGGUCCACAUACCGGCAGUGUUUGAAUCACCCACUCCCAAUCCAGAGAACCUCAAGCUUUUUGGUCGAUGUGUACAGACGGUGGUCUCUCGGGCUUUCUAUGUCGAUAAGUUUCAUGGCCUUUCUCUUGUUCCUGGGGCAGAUUUAUUCAACCACAUCUCGCCGAUAGACUUGGGCAAGAUAGUGGAGGAGCGUGAAAAUGUGCACUUCACAUGCGACGACAACGUGUGUGAAACAUGCGGCGAAACUGAGUGUGCACACAUGGAUUUCGAAUCGGACGAUGAAGAUGUCGAAGACAUGGACGACAUGAAAGACGAAGAAAACGCCCAGGGCGAUGGAGACCAGGAAAGUGAGGAUGAAAACGCCGACAUCGAAGUGAAAGAAAACCAAUUUGCGGCCGCUUUGGUUGAUGAGGAUAUGAAUGUGGAAGAAAGUGAGGCCAGUCAGACAGAGAGUGAGAAUGAGCGUGAUCCUAGUGAUACCGAAAUCAUGGAUGAUCAUAUCUUCGAGAAUGAAGGGAUUGACGAGGACAAGCCCAUCACCAUGGAGGAUAUUGAGAAUCUCGAGGAGAUUUCCGAUGCCGAGACUAUACAAGACGACGAUGAGGCCUCAACCGUGUCAUCCAUUGAGGAAGAUGCUCGGGACGAUGAGACCAGAGUCGACCCCACUGCUUCUCAGGUAGAACUUGCCGAGGAACUCCAAAACAGAUCCAAAUGUUGUGAUGUCAUAUUGAUGCAUCUCCCGGAUAGACUUUAUGACUUUGAGGUAUUCAACACGUAUGGAAACGAGUUGCUGAAUCUGUUCUUGUUGCAACGCUAUGGGUUUGUGACAGUCAAGAAUCCGAACACGUCCUGUCUUCUUCUGGUGCAGAUGCUCAGAGACUUGAAAAAAUUCAAGAAGACGGCACGUGGAGAACAACAAUUGGAUAUGAAGAUACUGUGGUAUGAAAGCUGUGGUUUUGAAAUCGUUAACCAAAUCUGUGUGAAACGCGCCACGGAGAUUAACUCUGACGAUGAUCAAGGGGGAAAAGACAGUUGUGAAGCCGGAUGUAUAGAUGAUUGCUGUGAUGAACCCGAAACAGAAGAGGUUCCGGAGAGCUGGCAGCUAUCUCCCAAAAUCACGGCUGACGCAGUCCCGAGCCCUCAAACUCUCGCGAUUUUGCGGCUCAUUACAAUGAGCUAUAACAUCUUCUACAGCAAGCUUCGCCGUUCGCCAAGUGAGCGCAAGUUGGAGAAACGUAUUGCUAAGUACUUACUACAAGAGGAGAUAAGUCCUUCAGAGAAAAGCGUUUUGAAGAGAUGGAUCCAGGAAAGGUUGGACAGGUACAAGCCAAUAGGCGAGGUUCCAGACGAUAAAAGGGAAAUCAUCGAGACAAUUCAUCUGGAUGAGAAAAAGCUCUUGAUAAAAGCCCUUGCUGCGCUCAGCUGA
This is a messenger RNA of Metschnikowia bicuspidata var. bicuspidata NRRL YB-4993, 1935 nucleotides long. Its product is annotated as protein-lysine N-methyltransferase. Gene Ontology annotation, cellular component: nucleus. The coding region runs from base 1 to 1935 and encodes 644 amino acids. Gene Ontology annotation, biological process: peptidyl-lysine monomethylation. The transcript has a single exon. The record is from RefSeq and is a predicted model, not a curated record. Gene Ontology annotation, molecular function: protein-lysine N-methyltransferase activity. Lineage: Eukaryota; Fungi; Ascomycota; Pichiomycetes; Serinales; Metschnikowiaceae.